UAAAAAUAUUAUUCAAUACAAUAAAACUUUAAUAACAAAUAUUUCAAAAAAUAAUAACAAAUAUUUAAUAAGAAACAAAAUGACAGAAUCAAAUGUUGACAAUAAGGGUUUGAUUGUUGGUCUUUAUGAAAAUGAAGAAUUAACUCCAUUAGGACAACAAUUAAAUGAAAAAACCAAUGGCCAUUUAUUAAAGAGUGUCAAAUUAUCAGAUACCAAAGGUAAAGUUGGUGAUAGCUUAGUAUUAUACGAUGUUACCCCAGAAGUCCCAAGAGUUGCUAUUGUUGGUCUCGGUAAAAAAGAACAAACUCCAUCAGUUUAUGAAAAGAAUGAAAAUACAAGAAGAGCUGUUGGAAGUGGUGUUAAAGCUUUAAAAUCAAAGAAUGCUUCAAAUUUCACUAUCGAUUCAUCAAUUGGUUGUUCCAAACACACUGCCGAAGGUGCUUAUUUAAGUAACUUCAAAUUUGAUUACAAGACCUCUGGUAAACCAAAUACUACCAAUGAAAGCAUUGAAGUCACCAUUUCAAAUGAAUCCACCGAAUCAAAGAAUGCUUUCAACGAAGGUAAAAUCUUUGCCGAAUCACAAAAUUUCGCUAGAACUCUUAUGGAAAUGCCAGCUAAUUUAUUAACUCCAACUAUUUUUGUCGAAACUGUUAAAAAACAAUUCAAACACCUCAUUGAUAGUGGUAAAGUUGAAAUGAUUGUUCGUGAUGAACAAUGGGCUAAAGAUCAAAAAAUGGGUAUGUUUUUAGGUGUUGCUCAAGGUUCAGAAGAACCACUCAAAUUCUUAGAACUUCACUAUAAAGGUGCUUCUGCUGAUGGUAAGGAUUCAAUUGUUUAUGUUGGUAAAGGUAUCACCUUUGACAGUGGUGGUAUUUCAAUUAAACCAUCUGCUGGUAUGGGUUUAAUGAAAGGUGAUAUGGGCGGUGCCGCUUCCGCUGUCUCAUCAAUGUUUGGUGUUGCUUCAUUAGGUUUAAAGGUUAAUCUCAUCACUCUUACUCCAUUAUGCGAAAACAUGCCAUCAGGUAAAGCUACUAAACCAGGUGAUGUUCAUAUUGCUAUGAAUGGUAAAACUGUUGAAAUCGAUAACACUGAUGCUGAAGGUCGUUUAAUUCUUGGUGACGCUCUUCACUAUGCCCAUACUUUCAAACCAUCUACAAUCCUCGAUAUGGCUACUCUUACUGGUGCUAUUGAUGUUGCUCUUGGUCAACACUAUGCUGGUGUUUUUGCAGGCACUGAUGGUCUUUGGGAUGAAUUAAACGAAUGUGGUAAUGUCAGUGGUGACCGUAUGUGGAGAAUGCCAUUAUUACCAGAAUACAGAAAACAACUCGACUCUAAGAUUGCCGAUAUUGUCAACUCUGCUGGUCGUUCAGGUGGUGCUUGUUCAGCUGCUAUGUUCUUAAAAGAUUUUGUUACUAUUGAUCGUUGGGCUCAUUUAGAUAUUGCUGGUGUUAUGAGCUCUUCAGAAGAUGGCCCAUAUAUUAAAAAAGGUAUGACUGGUAAACCAGUUCGUGCUUUAAUAGAAUUUGCUAAAAAACAUCAACAACAAUAAGAAAUAUAGUUUUUAAAUAAUUCUUUUUUUUUUCCUCCUUUACUUAAAUAAAUAAAAUAGUUUUAUUAAAUUUGUAUUUAAUUAAUUUUAAUAUAAA
This is a messenger RNA of Dictyostelium purpureum, 1646 nucleotides long. RefSeq lists its product as uncharacterized. Lineage: Eukaryota; Evosea; Eumycetozoa; Dictyosteliales; Dictyosteliaceae. Gene Ontology annotation, biological process: proteolysis. The coding region runs from base 80 to 1549 and encodes 489 amino acids. Gene Ontology annotation, cellular component: cytoplasm. Gene Ontology annotation, molecular function: metalloaminopeptidase activity; manganese ion binding. The transcript has a single exon. The record is from RefSeq and is a predicted model, not a curated record.